AUGAUAACCUUUCCAGCAAUUUUGCCCCACCAGUUCAUAUUAACGCAUCCUUUUAGGAAAAGCGCCUGGCGAGAUCAUGAUGCACUUCCAAAUUUGUUUUCUUCCUCCUUUCGUAAUCGAUGCAAAGUAAUAUCAGCCGAUAAAAUGGCAACUAGGAAGCAAGGAACGAACUCACCAUCAUGCAGCUACGCAGAACUUGCUACAACUCCAAUUGAUUGUGCCUUUAUUCAUAGUGCAGCAGAAUGCGGAUCAGAGAUCAACACUAUUUCAGGUGAAGUUUGCAGAGAGCCACUACAUCCACAGCCAGUAAUCCUAAAUUCUCCAUCACAAAGACGUUCUUUGAUGAUAAAUAGCCCAUGCAAACCAACACAUUUUGAUCGAUUUAAAAUGGGUCUAAAACGUCUUCUAGACCAUAGUACAGUUCAUGGUCUGAGUCAUGUCUCUACAGCAAAAAGUCGACUCGGUCGAGCAGCCUGGUUUUGUCUCUGGUUAGCUGGGCUAACAGGAUUCAUUUUUAAUAUGGCACUAAUCGUGGAGCGAUAUAUAAGCUGCCCUGUUUUGAUAAAUAACAUUGAAGAUUAUGAGACUUUUGAAUGGCCAGACUUGACCUUCUGUAACCCUACAACACCUUACGUCCUGCAAAAUCCAGAAAUAAAAGCAAAGUGGCUUAAACUUGUGGAAAAGGCUCGUCAAACUGUUGAUAACUUGCCAAGACAUGAGAUUUUUAAGGAGCUUGAUCAAUUCGAAUGGAGCGAGAUUGCUGUACAGACCCUUGUUUUCUCUACGAUCUCAGCGGACGAGUUUAGAAUAGGAUUGGUUAACGAGAUGCUUCAUUUUGCAGCUGCUGAUGUAGGCAGGCCCGGAAUUGCUCUUUCCAUGGAAGAAAACGGAAAGCUGAUUUAUUUGCACUCGCCACUGUCCGACUAUGCAUAUACUCAAUUUAUACAGAAGCGAUUUAACAUUCCCUGCAUUACAUUUCAAAUAAUUUAA
Molecule: messenger RNA, 990 nt
Organism: Protopolystoma xenopodis
Lineage: Eukaryota; Metazoa; Platyhelminthes; Monogenea; Polystomatidea; Polystomatidae
Source: the annotation of a GenBank genome assembly